ACAGACCUGGCCAGUCUGAGAAACAUGGCAGAGAACCAGAAGUUGCAGGCGGUGCUAAGUGUUGGAACUUAUGUCUGGAUCGGCCUCUUCAGGGACCCCUGGAAGUGGUCUGAUGGAAGUUCCCCCUCAUUCAGCUUCUGGAAGGCCGGGCAACCUGAUAACAAGAACCCGAACCAGACCUGCGUGGUUGCAGACUUCAGCCAAUCAGGAGCCUGGGAGGAUUGGCCAUGUGACGUGGAGAGAGCGUUCAUUUGCUACGGUCCAGUGGUUCGUGUUACAAAGAAAGUGAUGAGAGUGAAGUUUAAGAAGAAGGGGAACGUGGAUCUGAAUGACCCUGCUGUGCUGGCGGCCAUGUUGGAGCAGCUCCAACAGAAGCUGAGGGCCCAGGGGCUGGACCCCAACAUCAAGCUGAGCUGGAGGAAGCAGGCCAAUGGACACGUCUUCCACAAGGAAGACCAGAAGACCACCAAGAGGAGGAGGAAGAGGGACGAGCUGUAAUGUGUCUUUCUUUCCUCUAAGAUGUGACGGAGAAGAUCAGAGCUGCAACUAUCAGCUGAUUCAGAGUCAGUUCUGGAUUUCCUUUUUCAACCUGGACCCUAUUUGGGUAAAUAAGGUCCAGGUUGAAAACUACUGAAGUUACACUUUUGAUAAGUCAAAACUAUUUUUUUAAUUAAUUCAUCUUUUUACAGCUUCUUAAACAUGAAGAUUAGAUGCUUUUCUUGUUAUAUUUGAUCAUAUCUUAAUAUAUUAUAUGGAGAUUAGAUGCUUUUCUU
Messenger RNA from Etheostoma cragini (Arkansas darter), 773 nucleotides. RefSeq names its product macrophage mannose receptor 1-like. The transcript is spliced from 3 exons. NCBI's taxonomy places the organism in Eukaryota, Metazoa, Chordata, Actinopteri, Perciformes, Percidae. The record is from RefSeq and is a predicted model, not a curated record. The coding region runs from base 25 to 498 and encodes 157 amino acids.